Messenger RNA from Quercus robur (English oak), 705 nucleotides. RefSeq lists its product as uncharacterized. Lineage: Eukaryota; Viridiplantae; Streptophyta; Magnoliopsida; Fagales; Fagaceae. The record is from RefSeq and is a predicted model, not a curated record. Bases 1 to 705 code for a protein of 234 amino acids. The transcript is spliced from 2 exons.
AUGCUAAUUGUUAAAACAGCACAACAGGAUGCUUCCUUGCAUCAAGGAGAAGUCCAUUUUGCCAAUCAGAUCAACUCACAACUUCAAGGUGGCAAAGACAUUGAUCAAAUGGCUGCUAUGGCUAUGAUUGAAAGUGAGAGCACAAGAUUUUACAUGGUAUCAGAGCUUCAAGGUCUUGCAAUGGCGUCCACUAAAGCAAACAAUCAAUCCACUCACACAUCCCCUGAGCUUGUCAACAAUCAAUCCACACACACAAACUCGAAUUCAUCGAAUACUUUAGCCGCUAUUACUCCUAAACCCUAUUUCUUAAAUUCCAGUGAGAAUCUAGGAAACAUUCUUGUUACACAACCUCUGUUAGGAAUGAGAAAUUACCAAUCCUGGUCAAGAGCUAUGGUACUUGCCCUUACUGCGAAGAAGAAGAUUGGUUUUGUAAAUGGAAAGGUUACGAAGCCAGAUCUUAAUUCACCUUUGUAUGAAGAUUGGGAGAGCUGCAACACUAUGGUGCUUUCAUGGAUGAUAAAUUCUAUGCAUGUGGAUGUCUCAAGCAAUAUCAUGUACUGUGAAACAGCAAGGGGGAUGUGGAUUGAACUCCAGAAUGUGUUCUCACAAGGAAAUGGACCUAAGAUCUACAAUUUACAAACUGAGAUUUCUCAAAUUCGCCAAAAUCAGAUGUUUGUGAUUGAGUUUUAUAUCAAAUUCAAGUGA